This is a messenger RNA of Paramuricea clavata, 3023 nucleotides long. The record is from the annotation of a GenBank genome assembly. NCBI's taxonomy places the organism in Eukaryota, Metazoa, Cnidaria, Anthozoa, Malacalcyonacea, Plexauridae.
AUCUACAAUAGCAUGCGCGCUUAAUUAAUUUUAAAUCUUUUUCAAUUUUCCUAGAUCAUUAUAUCCAUGGUGUUAUUCUUCAUAACGUAUCCAUUGAGCGCUUGCAAAUCGCUAUCCAGUGACAACACAACUACAACGGUCAGCACCAAUGCCGUAAAGAAACUUAAAGAGAUUAUCAAUCUGAAAGAGCGAGCUAACCUACUGAAAGAUUGCAAUACGACCAAGGGCAAAGUUCUAGACGAGAUUAUCAAAAGAUACAAGAACAUUUUAAAAAACAUGUCGAAUAAUGGAGUAAAAAAACCUACCAGAUUGAGAAUCAAAGAUUUGGUUCGUGGGCGAAAUAUCGUCGACAGUUUUACGAAGCCGUUUACAAACCAACGCAAGCAAAAACUUUCGUUCAAAAAUGGUCAGUUUUUAAGCUUGGAUAGCAGUGGGAGAGUUAAUGGUACCUUUGUGACAGAUGGAAACCAAAACAGUGAGUAUUUACUGUAAAUUUUUCAUUGAUUGAUUCUAAAAUUAGCCCUAAGGGAGGUGUUCAUGUUAAAGAGGUGUAUGUAUUAGAGAGGUGCCUGUAUUAGCUAGGUGUCCAUAUAAGAGAGGUGUCCAUAUUAGAAAGAUUAUCAUAUUAGAGAGGUCUUCAUAUUAGAGAGAUGUUCAUAUUAGAGAGAUGUUCAUAUUAGAGAGAUGUUCAUAUUAGAGAGAUGUUCAUAUUAGAGAGAUGUUCAUAUUAGAGAGAUGUUCAUAUUAGAGAGAUGUUCAUAUUAGAGAGAUGUUCAUAUUAGAGAGGUGUCCAUAUUAGAGAUGUUCAUAUUAGAGAGAUGUUCAUAUUAGAGAGAUGUUCAUAUUAGAGAGAUGUUCAUAUUAGAGAGAUGUUCAUAUUAGAGAGAUGUUCAUAUUAGAGAAAUGUUCAUAUUAGAGAGAUGUUCAUAUUAGAGAGAUGUUCAUAUUAGAGAGAUGUUCAUAUUAGAGAGAUGUUCAUAUUAGAGAGAUGUUCAUAUUAGAGAGAUGUUCAUAUUUAGAAGAUGUUCAUAUUUAGAGAGGUCUUCAUAUUAGAGAGGUGUUCAUAUUAGAGAGGUGUUCAUAUUAGAGAGCUGUUCAUAUUAGAGAGGUGUUCAUAUUAGAGAGGUGUUCAUAUUAGAGAGGUGUUCAUAUUAGAGAGGUCUUCAUAUUAGAGAGAUGUUCAUAUUAGAGAGGUGUCCAUAUUAGAAAGGUGUUCAUAUUAGAGAGAUGUUCAUAUUAGAGAGAUGUUCAUAUUAGAGAGAUGUUCAUAUUAGAGAGAUGUUCAUAUUAGAGAGGUGUUCAUAUUAGAGAGGUGUUCAUAUUAGAGAGGUGUUCAUAUUAGAGAGAUGUUCAUAUUAGAGAGAUGUUCAUAUUAGAGAGGUGUUCAUAUUAGAGAGGUGUUCAUAUUAGAGAGGUCUUCAUAUUAGAGAGGUGUUCAUAUUAGAGAGAUGUUCAUAUUUAGAGAGAUGUUCAUAUUUAGAGAGAUGUUCAUAUUUAGAGAGAUGUUCAUAUUAGAGAGAUGUUCAUAUUAGAGAGGUCUUCAUAUUAGAGAGGUCUUCAUAUUAGAGAGGUCUUCAUAUUAGAAAGGUCUUCAUAUUAGAGAGGUCUUCAUAUUAGAGAGGUCUUCAUAUUAGAGAGGUCUUCAUAUUAGAGAGGUCUUCAUAUUAGAGAGGUCUUCAUAUUAGAGAGAUCUUCAUAUUAGAGAGGUCUUCAUAUUAGAGAGAUGUCCAUAUUAGAGAGAUGUCCAUAUUAGAGAGAUGUCCAUAUUAGAGAGGUGUUCAUAUUAGAGAGAUGUUCAUAUUAGAGAGAUGUCCAUAUUAGAGAGAUGUCCAUAUUAGAGACAUGUUCAUAUUAGAGACAUGUUCAUAUUAGACUAAUGACUUCCACACAAAAGAAAAUGCUACGCUACGACUACGUUACAAUUGAAGUGGAACAGCCUUAAGAGUGAUAGCUUCAGCAGUCAGCACAGGAACUUCUCGUUCCCUGCCGACGAAGAGCCUUCGUUGUCGCUCAAAACAUUAAAAUAUAUAAACGUAUUUUUAUCGUUUAGCAAUUUUCUACAUGAAAACAAAAGCACCCCAGGUAAUAAUGAUUCAAUCACUUCAAACAAAGAAAUUCGUUGCGAUGGACAAACAUGGACAUAUUUUGGCCAAAGUAAGUGGAAGAUUGUCGUUUAAUAGAGAGCUGUCUGUAUUAAAGAGGUGUCCGUAUUAGAGAGGUGUUUGUAUUAGAGAGGUGUCUGUCAUAGAGAGGUGUUUUUAUUAGAGAGAUGUUUGUAUUAGAGAGGUGUUUGUAUUAGAGGUGUCCAAUUUUGGGGAGGUGUCAGUAUUCGAGAGAUGUCCCUAUUAGAGAGGUGUCAAUAUAAGACAUGUGUCCACAUUAGAAAGGUGUCUGCAUUAGAGAGGUGUAGGCAUUAGAGAGGUGUCCACAUCGGAGAGGUUUCUAUAUUAGAGAAGUGUUCGCACUUGAGAGGUGUCUGCAUUAGAGAGGUGUCCACAUUAGAAAGGUGUCUGCAUUAGGGAGGUGUUCAUAUUGGAGAAAUGUCUGUGUUAGAGAGGUGUCGGGCAUCAGAGAGGUGUCGGCAUUAGAGAAAUGUCCAUAUUAGAGAGGUGUCUGUAUUAGAAAGGUGUCUAUAUUAUAGAAGUGUUCGCAUUUGAGAAGUGUCUGCAUGAAAGAGGUGUCCACAUUAGAGAGGUGUCUGCAUCAGAGAGGUGUCCACAUUAGAAAGGUAUCAGCAUUAGAGAGGUGUCCAUAUUAGAGAGGUAUCUGCAAUAGAAAGGUGUCUGUAUUAGAGAGUUGUUCGCAUUUUAGAGGUGUCUGCAUUAGAGAGGUGUGAACGAGGUUGGUGUCCAUAUUGGAGAGGUGUCUGUAUGAGAGAGGUGUCCAUAUUGGAGAGGUAUCUGUAUUAGAGAAAUGUCCAUAUUGGAUAGGUAUCUGUAUUACAGAGAUGCCCACAUAGCGAGGUGUCUGCAUUAGAGGUGUCUGUAUUAGAGAAGUCGGCAUUAGAGAGGUGUCAGCAUUAG